Messenger RNA from Silurus meridionalis, 2137 nucleotides. RefSeq names its product ephrin-A5a (gene efna5a). Gene Ontology annotation, molecular function: ephrin receptor binding. NCBI's taxonomy places the organism in Eukaryota, Metazoa, Chordata, Actinopteri, Siluriformes, Siluridae. Gene Ontology annotation, biological process: regulation of actin cytoskeleton organization; ephrin receptor signaling pathway; regulation of cell-cell adhesion. The record is from RefSeq and is a predicted model, not a curated record. The transcript has 5 exons. Gene Ontology annotation, cellular component: plasma membrane; external side of plasma membrane. The coding region runs from base 798 to 1481 and encodes 227 amino acids.
UCUGUCUCUACACGCGCUCGGUGCUUCACUCCGACCAGCUCCAGUGCUGUGCGCCAUGCACUUUCUCUGUACCGCCGCUCCGACUGACUUACUUUACGCUUUUCAGGAUCCGUAAAUCCAGUCUGCUGAGAGCGACCCGAAGGUGUUUUUCAAGCCGCAGAUCAGCGUUUUUUUUUGCCUGUUGUCCGUUUCCUCUCGUUCUCUUUCAUUUUGGAGGCGAGACGGAGAGCACCGGGAGCAGCUCACGCUCAUUCUGCCCUGGUGAUUUCUCAGGCGUGUGUGUAUUGCUCGUGCGUGCUCACAUGCGACAUGUUUUAAUGGACAAGUUUGCUUCUCUCCCGGUGUGACCAGGUACAGAAUAAAUCAGUUUGGAACGAGGAAGUAGAAGGGAUUGUAAAAAAGUGACUGGGAACAGCUUUAAUCGAUUGGGGUUGGGUUGGAUUUUUGUGUUUCUUGUCUCUCUUGUUGACUGCACCUGGAAGGGAUGCGCUUCCACUCCGAUCGGACUACACACUGAAAGCCGGCAGGGACACGCAGUCACUGCAGCGGUGCUUUAAUCAAGCAGUCACAUUCACGCAAUUCUGCUUUGGGACUGGAGCAGUUCUUGGAUCUCAUCGGACUGGGAACAGUUUAUACGCAGACCUGUGGAAGUGUUCAUUGAGGGGGGGAAAGGUUGAUCACAUGUGAGUUGGCUCACCGGUGUGAGGUUUUACUUUCUGCUUCUGGCGCUCGUGCCCUGGACAGACCCCGGUGCGUGUCCGUGUCAGGACUGAGCUGCGCGCUCCUGGUUGUUGGAGAUGGCUCCGGUGGGGAUGCUGCUGAUCGCGGCUGUGCUAAUGUGGGUGUCGGUGCUGGCUGAAGAACCCGCCGCUAAAGUCGUAGCUGACCGAUACGCCGUCUACUGGAACCGCACGAAUCCCCGAUUUUACAGAGGAGACUACCACCUUGAUGUGUGCAUCAAUGACUACCUGGACGUCUACUGCCCCCACUACAUGGACUCAGUGCCGGAGGAGAGGACGGAGCGCUACAUGCUGUACAUGGUCAACUACGAUGGCUACAGCUCCUGUGACCACACAUCGACAGGUUUCAAACGCUGGGAGUGCAAUCGGCCCUACUCUCCCAACGGUCCUCUCAAGUUCUCAGAGAAGUUUCAGCUCUUCACACCGUUCUCGCUGGGCUUCGAGUUCAGACCAGGCAGAGAAUACUACUAUAUAUCCUCUACAGUCGCUGAGAAUGGGAGAAAGACCUGCCUGAGGCUGAAAGUUUUCGUCAGACCAGCAAACAACUGCGUAAAAACCGUCAGUGUUCAUGACCGGGUCUUCGACGUGAACGACAGUAACUCAAUAGAGCCGAGAGAUGACACAAGCCAUGAAUCAGCCGAGCCAUCCCGAGGGGAUGUCAAUUCAGCUGGACGUGUACGUAUGGCUGGCCUCCCGCUAGCCUCAGCCCUGAUCAUCCUCAUCUCUUGCAUAUCAUUAUAGCGGCCUGUGUGUGUGAGUGCAGUAACAGGUCCUGAUCCUAAACUUAACACAGAGGAGGACUCUUAAAAGAGCACUUUUUUUUUUUUUUAAGGUAGACAUCAGAGGUCCUCAUUAUCUCCACCGAGAUUCAGAAUGCAUUCUUCUAAUUAGAAGAUGCCAGAAUUCAGACAAUGAGAGCAGGAACUUCUUAUCUGGGAUGCAUUACAGAAUGGGUCUUGGUGGAUAUUUUGGUACACUACCCAGAUACAUGUAUAUGCAUACACACAUCUUUCAUCAAGCAAUGACUUACCUUAAAACAGAAUGUGGAAAAGACAUGUACCCUUUUUUUGGACAUCAAUUGUGUAAAAGGAAUGGUGGACUCUCAUCAGCAAGAGCGACGACACAACUGUGUACAGGACUGGUUUCAAAGUGUACCUUCUAUAUAUAUAAAAAAAAAAAAAAAAGCAAAUGAGAUCAUUUUUAAUGGGGCAAGACUUUACUGUUGUUUUUAAGGAGUUUUCUUAUAUAAAAAAGGAAAAUAAGCACUCGUCUGUUUUGUACAUUGUGUACAGUUUAAAAAGCAAAAUACAACAUGGAGACUGUAUUCCUGAAGUGCAUAAGUGCUCAAGUGUAGUAGCAACAGUGAUAUUUUGUUAUAGAGUUUGGAGCCUCAUUGA